CGGGGGUUGAGGGGGCUGUGAAGCAUGAUUGGCUUGUUGAGCAAAGCCGAUGCCCGUGUGCUUGUCGACGCCCGCACCUGCAGCCCUGGGCCGUGUGAUGAUGCCGUGGCUGGCCAAUGAAGCUUGGUUCCAACGCAGGGCCUUCCCCAUGUUUGGUUUUUUCUGUGUCUGCGCUGCCACAUCUUGUGCCGUCCAGGUCUGACUGUCUGACUGUCUGACACUGUCCAUGCACACAAAAGUUCAUACGAGCCCAAGGCCCGAGGGAUGAGCACGAGAUGAGUCCAACAGCCGCGCUGUCGCAUUGUCUCGUUGCCGAAUCGUGCUUCCUGGCUCCACAGUUUGUGUUGAUAGUUACUAUUCGAGCCAUUCGAGCCAUUCCCAACUUUGCUUCUCCCCAGGCUGAGAUGCAAACUUAUCGCAUCGACCGCCAUUCAUCCGAUCCACAUGCCUCAUCUAUAAGUAGAAACCGCCGAUCUGGGGCCGGUUCGAGAGAAACAUACGAGACAUUUGCUUUGCUCAGCCGAACUUGGCACAUCAUGCUCACCCAGCCCGUGUUCCGGCUGCACGCAUCGCGCUUCGUUCCAACCCGGGCGGCCCGAGCGAAGAAACAAUUUUGUUUUUAUCGGCAAUCUGCAGGAGCAACCGCAAGGGCUUCUCAGUCUGGUUUCCGGCCUCAUGCUUUGUUUUCGGGCGAAGCCGUCGCCGUUUGUUACUGAUAAGUGAUGGGUGGUAUGUAAAAGGUAAGAUG
This is a messenger RNA of Chaetomium fimeti, 748 nucleotides long. RefSeq lists its product as uncharacterized. Lineage: Eukaryota; Fungi; Ascomycota; Sordariomycetes; Sordariales; Chaetomiaceae. Bases 276 to 716 code for a protein of 146 amino acids. The transcript is spliced from 2 exons. The record is from RefSeq and is a predicted model, not a curated record.